Molecule: messenger RNA, 1813 nt
Organism: Momordica charantia (bitter melon)
Lineage: Eukaryota; Viridiplantae; Streptophyta; Magnoliopsida; Cucurbitales; Cucurbitaceae
Gene: HSFA8
Product: heat shock transcription factor A8
Biological process (GO): cellular response to heat; regulation of transcription by RNA polymerase II
Cellular component (GO): nucleus
Molecular function (GO): DNA-binding transcription factor activity; RNA polymerase II cis-regulatory region sequence-specific DNA binding
Source: RefSeq, a predicted model, not a curated record
GCGCCAACGGCGAAAGCAAACGGCGGAGAAGGAAGCAUCCACUGACAUUCCUCUCAAAAACCAAACGACAGACACGCCAAAAAAAAGUGUACAACUCCCAGAAUUCCUCUCUCGUACUACGAACCACGAAGAAUAUUGGGGUUUCUUCCAUUUGAUUUUUCCGAUUUCGUCCUAAUUACGCUUCCCAACCUCAUCGGACCUGCGGAAUUCGCGACGCUGCGAUGGUGAAAUCGGCGGCGGAGAGGAAGGGACCGUCGGCGGCGCCGUUUCUGAACAAGUUGUACCAGAUGGUGGACGAUGAGGCAACGAAUUCGAUUAUCUCGUGGAGUCCUACGGAUGAUAGCUUUACGAUUCUGGACAUGACCCAAUUCUCUGUCCUCUUGCUUCCAAAGUACUUUAAGCACAGUAAUUUCUCUAGCUUCAUGCGGCAGCUUAAUAUCUACGGUUUUCGGAAAAUUGAUACGGAUUGCUGGGAAUUUGCAACUGAUGGAUUUGUUAAAGGACAAAAACAUCUGUUGAAGAAUAUCUGCCGAAGGAAAAACAUCCAGGGAACAGAUCAGCGUAAAGCAUCGCAGCCCGCCCAAGAAAAUUCCGAGGGACAAGGAGAACUACAUGAUUAUACAGGGCUAUGGAAGGAAGUUGAGAAUCUUAAAAUAGAUAAAAAUGCUCUAAUGCAGGAAUUGGUUAAACUUAGGCAGCACCAAGAAACUUCAGAGAAUAAGUUGCUUCUAUUGAGAGACCGCCUUCAAGGUAUGGAAAAGAAUCAACAGCAGAUGCUGUCAUUCUUAGUAAUGGCUGUGCAGAGCCCCGGAUUUUUGGUUCAGUUUCUUCAACCGAAAGAAAAGAAUUGGCGAAUGGCCGAGGCGGGCACUAUCCUAGAACAAAUACCAGAUGAUAAUCAAGUACCUUCAAAUGGUAUGAUAGUCAGGUAUCAACGACCAUUAGACGAGCUGCCAGCAACUCUACUUCCACCGGUGUCGGGUUCAGGGAAACAUCAAGAAUCUGAACCAUUCCCUGAAGGAAUGAAGGACUUUUUCCUUAAUUCUGACUUCAUGAAGGUUCUUAUGGAUGAAAAGUUGUGUUUAGACAAUCAUAGUCCUUUCGUUCUUCCAGAUGUUCAAGAUAUUGCAUGGGAGCAGCUUCUUCUAGCUAGUCACUUUUCAGGGAAUUCAGAAAAUGGUAGAAAAGUCGACGAUGAACUCGAUAUGGAAACAACUGAUACUGGAACUGAUGAAGAGAAGUCGCAAGAUUUUGAACUCCUAGUUAGACAAAUGGAGAAAUGUGAAAAUUCUGGGAUGCCCCUGAGGUUUGACGAAUCUUGUAUCGAGAAAUCCAAUACUGUUAAUCUCCUAACCCAGCAGAUGGAGCUUUUGGCAUCUGAUCAAGAAACAUGAAUGAAAUGCCAGACAGGAUGCAAGAACCUUAAAAGAACGACAUGUUUUCGUCGGUUCGUAGUACUUUCUUGAUUUAAGAACUCAAAGUUCAAUGUGAUUCUUCCAUCUUCACCAUCCACAUAUAGCAACGAUUAGUUGGCUGUCUUGACCAGAGCAUUGGAUUUCAAACAGAUUUCGUUGGGAAUGCUAGCCAUCUCGUUUCUUUGGGGUAUCGUCUGGUAACGCUUUUGUUUCAACUUUCAAGCAUUAUAUCUUGGAGCCUAGGUAAAUUUUUAUGAUAUAGUAUAUAUUAUCAAUUUUGAUGAGGCGGUUUCUCAACUGCUUCUUUACUACUGCCUUGCUCCAUAUAUUUUUCUGUAAAGCAUGGCAAACGCUCUUGUUAUGUUCACUUGAUAUUAAAUUUGAUGCUCAAAAUCUCA